AUGUUUAGUUAUGAUGUAAAAUUUUUCACAAUCGACGAUUCAGUAUUAUAUGUGAAAAAUAAUGACUUAAAAAGUUACAAAUAUGAAGUUAAGAAAAAAGUUGACGAAUCUUUAUACGAGAGUGGAAAGCGAACUUAUUGUGAAAAUCGCGGUGGAUAUCAUAGACCAGCUAAAUUGAACCAUAUUAGGCAACUAGAAUCAAAACUAAGAGAUUGGACAGUAAUAGCGUGUGAGUGGAGAAGUGACACACUUGCGACAUUAGUAUUUUCUUCAGGAGUCUUAGCUCAUCUUUCCAUAAAACCCAACACACUUGAUGUAAUACAAGUACUCUUUGACAGAUAUUGUAUAGGAAAAUUAAUAGGACACACAGUUACUAAUGUUGUUUUAUCUUCAACUCACAUAUUAUAUGUUCAUCCGGAGCACAGAGAUCCUCAUAUACAAAGUGUAGAACUUGCUGGAAGUAAUCGCAAAAUUGACAGACAUGUGUCUUGGUGUCAAAGUAAUGCUGGUGUUAAGUUAUUGGUCUGGAGUAAUAAUAUAGCUGAUCCAGCACCAUGGAGUCCCCUAAUGGAGGACCAUGCUAACUUACAUCUCUAUUAUAUUGAAGGACAGGAAGUAUCACUAAUUGCUUUUCAACAAGUUGAGAAUGAGGUUUUAUCUGCAGAACUGUCCAACAAACAUCCUAACAUUGUUCAUGUUAUUGAACAAAUUUCAAGUCAUAAGAAUGGCAUAAAUCUCUCUUGGUUGAGGUAUGAUGUGCCAAAAGGAGAUAGAGUGGCACAGCUUUUACUUCACCAAAAUAUAACUCAAGUGACCUUGCCGUCCCCUGUUAGAGUUGCACGGAGAUCACCAUGCGACUUAAGACUUUUGGUUGCAAGUAUAGAUGGUACUUUACACAUUAUAAAUCACAUAGCUGGACUGACUCACUCAAUAAAAGCUGGUUUUAUACCUACUGAUGUACUGUGGGCCGGUGAACUAAUUAUUGCUAGUGAAGAGAAUGGCAGACUGCAGUGUUUUGAUAGGGCACUAUCUGCGUUACAUCAUCACACUAAAUGUUUGGAUCUGUCUUCUUACCUACGGGAUACAAGAAGAAUCCAAAUACUUGGAACACGGAGGUUUAAAAGUGGGCCAAUGAUUUUACUUACUUUCUCCGGUGGUCCACUGACACUUCUUCGUAUAAGUCAUCCACAUUUAAUAACGGCAUGGUUACGUUCCGGGCGUCCUAAUGCUACUGUGGAUCUGCUCCAAACUUAUGACUGGGUUGAAGAAGGUGAUGUGUGUCUACAUGGAAUUAGUGAAGUCGUUAUCAACGCUCUACGUGGUAACACCUUUGACCUCAAUGCCGAGAAUGCUAUACAGGGUGCUCUAGGUGUAUAUUUGGCACCGGCGGCGCCAUUACCAAUAUCGGCGAGUAAAUACGCACCCCCUAUUCAUGAUCUGGCUAGAAAAUUCUUUCAUCACUUAUUAAGACGAGGUCGUAUAGAGAAAGCAAUGAGCCUAGCAGUAGAGCUGGAAGCGUGGGAUCUAUUCUCUGACGCGCAGUGGGCUGCUAUGCGUACGGGACAACGUCAUCUAGCACAGGAGGCUGCAUCUCUCGCUGCACAUUAUGCGCCUCGAUCCUCCCACCCAGGGUCAGAAUGUUCAGAAUCAUGUUCACAAUGCAGUUCAGGUUCGUGUUCGGAAUCAGAAGAAGAACACAAGGACAUUAGAAAGACGAAUCCACCGCCACUGCCACGCGUCAGUUUGCCCCCACAACCAACCAUAUUACCUGUACCUGUCACACAUAACCCUCCGUCCACCAAUAGUAUACGACCAAAUUUACACCAGUAUUUAGAAAGAGACAACACCAUAUGGAAUACCAAUGUCAAAGAUGACACAUACAUCGCUAAUCUUAUUGAACCCAAACCAUCGAAAUCUUCAAAUAUGCGAUGGAAUAGCGUAGAUAACGUGUUAAACUUCAAGAUGAGUGGGACUAAAAUUAGUGAAGGAAUCGUUAAACCCACUACAGAUUUGGUGGCAAAAUCUAGUGAUAGAAUGGUGCCAACUCAUUUUAAUCACCUGUUUCGUUCAGAGAUUAAAAAUGACAUCCCAAAUACAUAUAGAUAUAGCAGCAAUAUACAUGUGGGUAAUAGCAAUUUCAACGAAAGAUACAGGCAGGAUAAUACAGUGUGGCCUGGAAGCCGUCCUGCAGAAAGGAAUAAAGUUAAAUUCUCCGACACAAUUACUAUAGCUGUUGUUCCAGACCAACCCCAGUCGGAGGUAGCGAAAGAACUAGCCGACAGUCUGCCGUUAUGCCCUCCAAAUAAAUACCUUGCUGCGUUCGCACCUCACGGCAGUCCGUCGCAGGCGCAAUUCGCUAACGAAUCGCGAAGAGCACCCCUUGAGGGUGAAGCCCCACGCAAUACGCCAAAAGUGAAAGUGGUUCACUUUGGUAUGGUAUGA
Leptosia nina is the source of this 2442-nucleotide messenger RNA. Lineage: Eukaryota; Metazoa; Arthropoda; Insecta; Lepidoptera; Pieridae. The record is from the annotation of a GenBank genome assembly.